Messenger RNA from Rangifer tarandus platyrhynchus (Svalbard reindeer), 447 nucleotides. NCBI's taxonomy places the organism in Eukaryota, Metazoa, Chordata, Mammalia, Artiodactyla, Cervidae. The record is from the annotation of a GenBank genome assembly.
AUGAAAGCUCUCCUAGUUCUGGGGCUUCUCCUCCUUUCUGCCACUGUUCAGGGCAAGAAAUUUCAGAGGUGUGAGCUUGCCAGAACUCUGAAAAGACUUGGAUUGGCUGGCUAUCGGGGAGUCAGCCUGGAAAACUGGAUGUGUUUGGCCAGAUGGGAAAGCAAUUACAACACACGUGCUACAAACUACAAUCGUGGAGACAAAAGCACUGAUUAUGGGAUAUUUCAAAUCAAUAGCCGCUGGUGGUGUAAUGAUGGCAAAACCCCAAAAGCAGUUAACGCCUGUGGUAUACCCUGCAGCGCUUUGCUGAAAGAUGACAUCACUCAAGCUGUAGCAUGUGCAAAGAGGGUUGUCAGAGAUCCACAAGGCAUUAGAGCAUGGGUGGCAUGGAGAAAACACUGUCAAAACCGAGAUCUCAAGAGUUAUGUUCAGGGUUGCAGAGUGUAA